This is a messenger RNA of Acanthosepion pharaonis, 885 nucleotides long. Lineage: Eukaryota; Metazoa; Mollusca; Cephalopoda; Sepiida; Sepiidae. The record is from the annotation of a GenBank genome assembly.
AUGAGCAGCAGUUGUUUCUUUCAUCUGUUUCGAUUUUUGUUUCUUCUGUUUUUCUGUCUGUUUCUUCCUCUCCUGGUCAAACUACCCUUCCUUCUUAGUGAUAGAGACAGACAUAGAGAGAAACUUGCGCUCUUUAACUCAAGCACCAGAGACAAGCGCUAUCUCUCUCUCUUUCUCUCUCUCUCCCACCCAUUCCAGACUGGCCUCUUCUACCACCCACUUACGAUUCAGAUAUAUGCGCUCUCUUACUCUCUCUAUCACCUACUUCGGCUCCAGACACAGGCGCUCUCUAGCACCCACGCCCGCUCCAGACAUAAGCGUUCUUUUUCUACUUUUACAGCCAACUACCGCUCCAGACACAGACACAGGCGCCCUCUGCCACCCACUCCCGCUCCGGACAUAGGCGAGCGUGCGCGCGCUUUCUACUUCCCAAUCCCACAAAAAAUACAGGCGUUCUUUUUCUCUCGCUUUAAAAUCCAUUGCUGCUCCAGACACAAGAACUUUCUCGCUCUCUACCGCCCAUACCACAUACCGGCGCUCUCUGCCAGUUUCUCCAGACGCAGGCUCCCUCGCCCUCCUCUCCCGCGAAAUACAGGUUCUCGCGCUUUCCCGCCUCAGACACAGGCACUUUCCCCCCUCUCUCCCUCUCUUUCUGGGAAACACACUUCCGCCUUAGACACAAGCUCUAUCACUCUCUCUACCACCUACUUCGGCUCCAGACACCGGCGUUCUCUCUUUCUGCCAUGCACUCCAGACACGGGCCCUCAGUCUUUCUGCAAUCCGCUCCAGACAUCGGCGUUCUCUGUCAAUCUUUCCAGACAUAGGCUCUCUCAGCCUCAUUUUCCCUCCAGACACAGUCUCUCUCGCGCUGUCUCUCUCUCGUGA